AUGUCUGCUAUUGCCGAGCAAGAACCAGGUUUACCUGACCAGGAUACAGAAGGUAUUCGAAUGGGGCACGACUCCAGACAAAUUGUACUGCAUAUGCUGCCUAUCAAAGAGGCCGAAGAUGACAUCCAUGGCACUGCAGCAUUUCUGGUAUCUCAGGCGGUUGAGAGAGCCAUUACAGAGGAAGAGGGCAGACAAGAGGAGAUUUGGCCCGAUGUCGAGGAGAUCUGGCAAGUCGGACAAAUGUGGCCUGAUAUGGAGAAUAUAUGGCUUGAUGUUGAGGAAGUUUGGCCCGAUAUCACGGAAGAUUUGCAUAUUUGGAACGGAGAACAAAAGGCAGGUGAAGAUCAGAAGGAAGAUGAAAAUGACCAGGACUACAGUGAUGAAGAAGAGGAAGAGGAGGAGGAGAAUGAAGGAGAAGAGCAGGAUAAGGAGGAUCCUGGAGAAGAUUCAGAAAUCAAUCUACAUACCUGCAAGACUAGUAAUAGUCAAGAUCAGAUACCAGGAGCCCAGGGACUUAGGAGAGGGAAGGAUUCUCCAAAAGGUUCAAGACAUAGCAAAGGAAGAAGAUUGAAGGCAGAAGAAAUGAUGGAUGAAGUUAGAACCAACAAAUUUGUUCUUCAUGGGUUAAAUAUUUUCCAACUUUUAAUAGCACGUAACAAUUUUAUCAUCAUUGGUUCUAACCCAAAACUCUUCAUUCAAAGUUUACACAUUGAUAAAUUCUCCCAUCUUUAG
Molecule: messenger RNA, 732 nt
Organism: Nannospalax galili (Upper Galilee mountains blind mole rat)
Lineage: Eukaryota; Metazoa; Chordata; Mammalia; Rodentia; Spalacidae
Product: YTH domain-containing protein 1-like
Exons: 3
Coding region: 1-732 (243 amino acids)
Source: RefSeq, a predicted model, not a curated record